Molecule: messenger RNA, 508 nt
Organism: Rosa chinensis
Lineage: Eukaryota; Viridiplantae; Streptophyta; Magnoliopsida; Rosales; Rosaceae
Exons: 5
Coding region: 107-508 (133 amino acids)
Source: RefSeq, a predicted model, not a curated record
UUUGCUUGAUGUGUUUUAGUGGUCCGAAAGGAGGAGGUUUGAAAUUGCUGGAUUGGUUGCCACUGUCUUAAGAGCCCAUUUACAUGCCUAUGAUCCAGUUUUCUCAAUGACUUUGAUAUAUUUAAUAAGCAUACACAAGGGCUUUUGUCUUCGUCAAGGAAUUUCAUCACCCAUUUCAGACCUUAAGACGAGGUUGCUUCUAGAGGAGCGUGACCCCCCAGCAAUUCCCCAAGAGAGCCUGUCUGAAGCACCUCCUUUUGAUGAGGUGGACAUACAAGCUCUAGCACACGCUGUAGAACUUACAAGGCAGGGAGCAGUAGAUAGUUUGAGAUUUGCUAAGGGUGAUUUGUUUCAGGCUUUUCAGAACGAAAUAUGUAGAAUGAGAGUUGAUGUUACCCUGCUUGAUGAGCUUGUUCGCGAGUACUGUGUUUAUAGGGGCAUUGUGGAUGCUGGUCUUGCAUCUUCUUCUGUUGUACCUGGAAUGCAAAGCCCUUCCAAAUCUAUUUAA